AAUCACCAUCAUUUUGAAGCAGAAGAAGUGCACACUGGUGUCCAUGGAGUCCAAUAUUUCAGGGUCCUUCCUCUUCAACAACAGCUUGAACCAGUUCCCCUCAGACAUCAAGGCCCCGGUGUGCCAGUACUCCAUUCCCAACUCCUUCUACAAGCUCAGCCCCGCCAACAUCAACUCUCAGCUCCAGGCCGGCACGCCGCAUGGCAUCAGUGACAUCCUGAGUAGAUCCAUGAUGGGCGGCCCGGGAACCCCUGCACUGCUGUCCGGGUACCCCUCUAUGGGUGGCUUUGGGACAGCCGUACCCAGUCCAGGGGUUUAUUAUAACCGGGAUUACGCCCCAUCGGGACUGAGCAGUUUCUCUAAACCCGGAGUCGAAUGUUCGGGUCUGAAGGGUAAAGGCAGCAGCUGCUGGGUGGACGGAGGGUAUGAGUGGAGAGGGGCCAGGCAGCAGUGUCCCAACAGUGGCGGGCAUCACACUGAGACUGUGGGGAAAAAGAAGCACACCAGACCCACGUUCAGUGGGCACCAGAUCUUCGCUCUGGAGAAAACCUUCGAGCAGACCAAGUACCUGGCAGGACCAGAGAGAGCCAGACUGGCAUACUCACUCGGCAUGACUGAGUCACAAGUUAAAGUGUGGUUCCAGAACCGGCGCACAAAGUGGCGGAAGAAGAGCGCGACGGAGCCCAGCUCCACGCAGGCCUCGCGCGGGGAGAGCGGAGGAGACGGCUCGGAAAACGAGGUGGAGGACGAGGAGUACAACAAACCGCUGGACCCCGACACAGACGACGAGAAGAUCCGACAGCUGCUGCGCAAACACCGCAGAGCUUUCUCAGUCCUGCGCCUGGGACCGCAUCACAUCUGAGGAGAACUCAAUUCACACGCGCUACAUAACAGACAAGAGGCCUCGAAUUAUACAGAUACACAGUAAUAUAUAUCUAACCGUUCUCGGUAACACUUUCUAUUAAGUCUAUUGAAUGUUUCCACCAUUUCUGGCAAGGAAAAAGAUACAGAAAGGCUGUCAAAAUUGAACCUGCCACUAAAAAGCCCAUUAGGUGUUUUAAUAGUAUAAAUGUAAACAGUAAAAAAAUAUAAACUACAAAACAAUUUAUGAAAUGGCAAAUUAAAAUGUAAAAGGUAACAAACUAAAAAAUGUUUUGGGCUGUGGAUAUUAAUACAUUUAUGCAAUUCAUAAAUUCUAAGCUAUACGUUUAUUGUGACAAAUU
This is a messenger RNA of Cyprinus carpio (common carp), 1223 nucleotides long. It is a transcript of the gene nkx6-3, whose product is annotated as NK6 homeobox 3. The record is from RefSeq and is a predicted model, not a curated record. Gene Ontology annotation, biological process: cell differentiation; regulation of transcription by RNA polymerase II. Lineage: Eukaryota; Metazoa; Chordata; Actinopteri; Cypriniformes; Cyprinidae. Gene Ontology annotation, cellular component: nucleus. Gene Ontology annotation, molecular function: DNA-binding transcription factor activity, RNA polymerase II-specific; RNA polymerase II cis-regulatory region sequence-specific DNA binding.